This is a messenger RNA of Acanthosepion pharaonis, 858 nucleotides long. NCBI's taxonomy places the organism in Eukaryota, Metazoa, Mollusca, Cephalopoda, Sepiida, Sepiidae. The record is from the annotation of a GenBank genome assembly.
AUGAAAAAAUUUUCAAUUUCCUGGAAGACUAAAAAAAAAACUUUUUUUUUUCUUUCUCUUUUUUUUUUUGUCUUUCUCUUUUCUUUUUUUUUGUCUUUCUCUCUUUUUUUUGUCUCUCUCUCUUUUUCUCUCUCUCUUUUUGUCUCUCUCUCUCUUUUUUGUCUUUCUCUCUCUCUCUUUUUUGUCUUUCUCUCUCUCUCUUUUUUGUCUUUCUCUCUCUCUCUUUUUUGUCUUUCUCUCUCUCUCUUUUUUUUCUCUUUCUCUCUCUCUUUUUUUUUUGUCUUUCUCUCUCUUUUGUCUCUUUUUUUUGUCUUUCUCUUUCUCUCUUUUUUUUUUUGUCUUUCUCUCUCUCUUUUUUUUUCUCUUUCUCUUUGUCUCUCUUUUUUUGUCUUUCUCUCUUUUUUUUUGUCUUUCUCUUUUUUUUGUCUUUUUCUCUCUCUUUUUUCUCUCUCUCUUUUUUUGUCUUUCUCUCUCUUUUGUUUUUUCUUUCUUUUUGUCUCUCUCUCUUUUUUGUCUUUCUCUCUCUCUCUUUUUUGUCUUUCUCUCUCUCUCUUUUUUGUCUUUCUCUCUCUCUCUUUUUUGUCUUUCUCUCUCUCUCUUUUUUGUCUUUCUCUCUCUCUCUUUUUUGUCUUUCUCUCUCUCUCUUUUUUGUCUUUCUCUCUCUCUCUUUUUUGUCUUUCUCUCUCUCUCUUUUUUGUCUUUCUCUCUUUUUUGUCUCUCUCUUUUUUGUCUUUCUUCUCUCUCUCUUUUCUCUCUCUUUUUUUUUUCUCUUCUCUCUCUCUUCUCUCUUUUUUUGUCUUUCUCUCUCUCUCUCUCUCUUUUUUGUCUUUCUCUCUCUCUCCCUCUGCAAAAGAAUAA